UCGCCGCGUCACAGCCCCGAGUGGAAGGGAAAAAAAGAAGCAGCAGCGGAGGAGGCAAGAGCCGACGCGAGGGGAGGGGAGCGCGGCGGCGGGGCGAGCGGGCGGGAGGUAGCAGCAUGCCCCUCGGCCAGCGCGGGCGGCCUCUCAGCGCGGCGGGGGCUGCUCCGGGCGCGCCCCGGGCGCAGUGCGCCCAGACUCCCGCUCCAGCCCCUUGGAGCGCCCGCCUUCCUGGCCGCCCCUGAGCCCAGCAGCGGCAGCUCCCGGGAUCGGCUAAGAGCAGCUGCGGCUCUUCGCCAGACGGAGUCCUUGCCUUUCCCGGGGCGUGGGGCCAUGAGUCCCGUGGCCACCUGAGGCACAGGGGCCGCCUCUCGGGCAAGGACCGCGCCCCCGAAGUCGCGUGUCCUCGUCUCUGCGCUGCAGGACGCCCGCACCCAACCUCGGUGGAGGCGUCCUCGGAAGAGCCAGCGGGGUGAGGGCAUGGAAGCCGAGGCACAGGCGGCCCAGGCCCGGGCAGCGGCCACCAAGCUGUCGGAGACGGUGGGCGCGGUGCUGCAGGAGCCACGGCGGCAGCGGCGCCUGCUGCUGGUCAUCGUGUGCGUGGCGCUGUUGCUGGACAACAUGCUAUACAUGGUCAUUGUACCCAUCGUGCCUGACUACAUUGCCCACAUGCACGGGGGCAGCGAGAGCCCCACCCCAACCCCCGAGGCGUGGGAGCCCACCUUGCCGCUGCCCACUUCAGCUAAUGCCAGCGCCUACACGGCCAACGCCUCGGCGUCCCCGACGGCUUCGUGGCCUGCCAGGUCGGCCCUGAGGCCCCGAUACCCCACGGAGAGCGAAGACGUGAAGAUCGGGGUGCUGUUUGCUUCCAAGGCCAUCCUGCAGCUUCUGGUGAACCCUCUGAGCGGGACCUUCAUCGACCGCAUGAGCUACGAUGUGCCGCUGCUCAUCGGCCUGGGCGUCAUGUUUGCCUCCACGGUCAUGUUCGCCUUCGCUGAAGACUACGCUACUUUGUUCGCGGCUCGCAGCCUACAGGGCCUGGGCUCGGCCUUCGCGGACACGUCCGGCAUAGCUAUGAUUGCUGACAAGUAUCCAGAGGAGCCGGAGCGCAGUCGAGCGCUGGGCGUGGCGCUGGCCUUCAUCAGCUUCGGAAGCCUGGUGGCGCCGCCCUUUGGGGGCAUCCUCUACGAGUUCGCCGGCAAGCGCGUGCCCUUCCUGGUGCUCGCCGCAGUGUCGCUCUUCGACGCGCUGCUGCUGCUAGCUGUGGCCAAGCCCUUCUCAGCUGCUGCUCGGGCUCGGGCCAACCUGCCGGUGGGCACACCCAUCCACCGCCUCAUGCUAGACCCCUACAUUGCCGUGGUGGCCGGCGCGCUCACCACCUGUAACAUUCCCCUCGCCUUUCUCGAGCCCACCAUCGCCACGUGGAUGAAGCACACGAUGGCAGCGUCCGAGUGGGAGAUGGGCAUGGCCUGGCUGCCGGCUUUUGUGCCGCACGUGCUGGGCGUCUACCUCACGGUGCGCCUGGCCGCGCGCUACCCACACCUGCAGUGGCUGUAUGGAGCCCUGGGGCUGGCUGUGAUCGGCGCCAGUUCAUGCCUUGUGCCCGCUUGCCGCUCCUUCGCGCCGUUAGUGGUCUCGCUCUGCGGCCUCUGUUUUGGCAUAGCGCUAGUGGACACAGCACUGUUGCCCACUCUGGCUUUCCUAGUGGACGUGCGCCACGUCUCAGUCUACGGCAGCGUCUACGCCAUCGCCGACAUCUCCUAUUCAGUGGCCUAUGCCCUCGGGCCCAUAGUGGCUGGCCACAUCGUGCACUCGCUGGGCUUUGAGCAGCUCAGCCUCGGCAUGGGCCUGGCCAACCUGCUGUACGCGCCGGUUCUGCUGCUGCUGCGCAACGUGGGCCUCCUGACGCGCUCCCGCUCCGAGCGCGACGUGCUGCUGGACGAGCCGCCGCAGGGUCUGUACGAUGCGGUGCGCCUGCGGGAGCGCCCGGGGUCUGGCCCCGACGGCGCGCCUUGCAGCCCGCCUGGCCCUUUUGAUGGGUGCGAGGAUGACUACAACUACUACUACACCCGCAGUUAGCAGCCCUGCUCCUCCUCCAGGCGCCCCCCUCCCGUGGGUCAAAGUGACUGCUGCUCUGCCAGCGCACUGGCCAGCUCAGGCUCCGGGCCCGCCUCCUCUAGCGAUUACCCCAGCCCUCCUCAGCCUUGACUCCCCCUGCCCGACUCCCUUCCCGGUGACCCAUUCCGUGUCCCCUCCCUCUUGUCCUUUGGGGUGUGGGGCACCCAGGCAAGCCGAGCCAGUUGUGUUCCUUGCAGAGGGGAAGAGGCGCUCGCCCCCUCCCUCGGGGCUCCCCGUGUACAGCAGUGCGUCUGUCCUUGCGUUCCUCCCAGUGCCAAACAGACCGUUGCACCGCGGUGCCUAUGGUCCGAAUCAAUAAACUAUGUCUAUCCCGGGA
Nycticebus coucang (slow loris) is the source of this 2452-nucleotide messenger RNA. It is a transcript of the gene SLC18A3, whose product is annotated as solute carrier family 18 member A3. The transcript has a single exon. NCBI's taxonomy places the organism in Eukaryota, Metazoa, Chordata, Mammalia, Primates, Lorisidae. Gene Ontology annotation, molecular function: acetylcholine transmembrane transporter activity. Gene Ontology annotation, cellular component: terminal bouton; AP-2 adaptor complex; AP-1 adaptor complex. Bases 478 to 2076 code for a protein of 532 amino acids. Gene Ontology annotation, biological process: transmembrane transport; chemical synaptic transmission. The record is from RefSeq and is a predicted model, not a curated record.